Messenger RNA from Fomitopsis serialis, 744 nucleotides. RefSeq names its product S-adenosyl-L-methionine-dependent methyltransferase. The transcript has 2 exons. Lineage: Eukaryota; Fungi; Basidiomycota; Agaricomycetes; Polyporales; Fomitopsidaceae. The coding region runs from base 1 to 744 and encodes 247 amino acids. Gene Ontology annotation, molecular function: methyltransferase activity. The record is from RefSeq and is a predicted model, not a curated record.
AUGGCCGCUACUUACAUCAACGGGCACCAAGAGUCCGUCCUGCGCUCUCACAAAUGGCGCACGGCAGAGAACUCUGCGGCGUACCUCCUGCCGCAUAUCAAGCCCGGAAUGCGUAUCCUGGACGUCGGGUGCGGCCCCGGGACCAUCAGCAUUGACUUCGCGACGCGCGUUCCACAGGGGCACGUUAUCGGCCUCGAGAACAGCCCAGAGGUCCUCGUCGAGGCUCGCGCGACCGCGGCGAAGGGCGGCGUCGCCAACAUCGAGUUCGUCGUCCUCCAGCACAUCAGCGACCCCGUCGGCGCCCUGCGCGAGAUGAAGCGCGCGACGAAGCCCGGCGGACUCGUCGCCACGCGCGAGGGCGACUUCAACUCCAUGACGUGGUUCCCGGAGAACGACGCGCUCGUCGAAUGGCGCGAGUUGCACAUGCGCGUCGGGCGCGCGCUCGGCGGCGAGCCCAACGCGGGGCGCAGGCUCGUGUCGUGGGCCAUCCAGGCUGGGUUUGCGCGCAAGGACAUCACGGCGUCGUCCACCAGCUACUGCUACAGCGACCCGGAGGACCGGGCGUGGUGGAGCGUUAUGUGGCAGGAUCGCAUCCUCGGGUCGUCCUUCCCCGAGCGCGUCCUUGACGGCGGUCAUGCUACUCAGGCGGACUUGGAGAGGAUGGCUCAGGCGUGGCGCAAGUGGGGCGAGCAAGAGGACGGCUGGUUCGCAUUCCUGCACGGCGAGGUGCUGUGCCGUGUCUAA